Marmota flaviventris (yellow-bellied marmot) is the source of this 4195-nucleotide messenger RNA. NCBI's taxonomy places the organism in Eukaryota, Metazoa, Chordata, Mammalia, Rodentia, Sciuridae. The record is from RefSeq and is a predicted model, not a curated record.
CUCCGAUUGGCCGGUGCAGCCAAUCGGGGAUGAGCUUUUAUUAGGCGGCCAGAUCAUCAGCCGAAGUGCCAAACCCUUUUUCUGUGAGAACUAGGAGCCUGUCCUCCAUGUUUUAUAAGUAUUGACAUUACACAGUGUUAACAAUGCAUCCACAGAGCUUGGCUGAAGAGGAAAUAAAAACAGAACAGGAGGUGAUAGAGGGCAUGGAUAUUUCUACUCGCUCCAAAGAUGAGGAACCUGAGGCUCCAGAUGGUGGGGUCUCCUGGGUGCCUGUCCUCUGCUUCUUCCUCCUCCCCCUGGGAGAGGCUGCCGAGGAGCCGGAAGCAGGAAUGUCUGCAGAGCAAGCCUCUGUGUCUUUGGAAAAGGACAGGCCAGGCCCUCGGAGAAGCCAGGCUUCCUCCAUGGCUGAUCCUGGCUCUGCAGACAGAAUAGCCCAGAAAAGAAAGUUCCCCAGCCCCCCACAUUCUUCCAAUGGCCACUCGCCGCAGGACACCUCUACAAGCCCCAUUAAAAAGAAAAAGAAGCCCGGCUUACUGAGCAGCAACAGCAAGGAGCAGUCAGAACUAAGACAUGGUCCGUUUUACUAUAUGAAGCAGCCACUCACCACAGACCCUGUUGAUGUUGUACCGCAGGAUGGACGGAAUGAUUUCUACUGCUGGGUUUGUCACCGGGAAGGCCAAGUCCUUUGCUGUGAGCUCUGUCCCCGGGUUUAUCACGCUAAGUGUCUGAGACUGACAUCGGAACCAGAGGGGGACUGGUUUUGUCCUGAAUGUGAGAAGAUUACAGUAGCAGAGUGCAUCGAGACCCAGAGCAAAGCCAUGACAAUGCUCACCAUUGAACAGCUCUCCUACCUGCUCAAGUUUGCCAUUCAGAAAAUGAAACAGCCAGGGACAGAUGCAUUCCAGAAGCCCGUUCCCUUGGAACAGCAUCCCGACUACGCAGAAUAUAUUUUCCACCCCAUGGACCUUUGUACACUGGAAAAGAACGCUAAAAAGAAAAUGUACGGCUGCACGGAGGCCUUCCUAGCUGACGCCAAGUGGAUCUUGCACAACUGCAUCAUUUAUAACGGGGGAAAUCACAAAUUGACGCAAAUAGCAAAAGUAGUCAUCAAAAUCUGUGAACACGAGAUGAAUGAAAUUGAAGUAUGUCCAGAAUGUUAUCUAGCUGCUUGCCAAAAACGAGAUAACUGGUUUUGCGAGCCUUGUAGCAAUCCACAUCCUUUGGUCUGGGCAAAACUGAAGGGGUUUCCAUUUUGGCCUGCAAAAGCCCUGAGGGAUAAGGACGGGCAGGUCGAUGCCCGUUUCUUUGGACAACACGACAGGGCCUGGGUUCCAAUAAAUAAUUGCUACCUCAUGUCUAAAGAAAUUCCCUUUUCCGUGAAAAAGACCAAAAGCAUCUUCAACAGCGCCAUGCAGGAGAUGGAGGUCUACGUGGAGAACAUCCGCAGGAAGUUCGGGGUCUUCAAUUACUCUCCCUUCAGGACGCCCUACACGCCCAACAGCCAGUACCAGAUGCUGCUGGAUCCCGCCAACCCCGGCGCGGGCACGGCCAAGACGGACAAGCAGGAGAAGGUCAAGCUCAACUUCGACAUGACGGCCUCGCCCAAGAUCCUCAUGAGCAAGCCCCUGCUGGGCGCGGGCGCCGGCCGCCGCAUCUCGCUGUCGGACAUGCCGCGCUCGCCCAUGAGCACCAACUCCUCGGUGCACACGGGCUCCGACGUGGAGCAGGACGCCGACAAGAAGGCCACCUCCAGCCACUUCAGCGCCAGCGAGGAGUCCAUGGACUUCCUGGACAAGAGCACCGCCUCACCACCCUCCAUGAAGACGGGGCAGGCAGGGAGUCUGUCCGGCAGCCCGAAGCCUUUCUCCCCGCAAGCGUCUGCGCCCAUCAUGACGAAAACGGACAAGACGUCCACCACCGGAAGCAUCCUGAACCUUAACCUGGAUCGCAGCAAAGCCGAGAUGGACCUGAAGGAGCUGAGUGAGUCCGUGCAGCAGCAGUCCACCCCGGCGCCCCUCAUCUCCCCCAAGCGGCAGAUCCGCAGCAGGUUCCAACUGAAUCUCGACAAGACCAUAGAGAGCUGCAAAGCACAGUUAGGCAUCAAUGAAAUCUCGGAGGACGUGUAUACGGCCGUGGAGCACAGCGACUCGGAGGAUUCUGAGAAGUCGGAGAGUAGCGACAGUGAGUACCUCAGUGACGACGAGCAGAAGUCCAAGAAUGAGCCAGAAGACGCGGAGGACAAGGACGGCAGUGCGCUGGACAAGGAGCCACCCGCUGCCAAAAAAAAGCCCAAGCCCGCCAACCCCGCGGAGGUCCCCGAGGAGCCGAAGAGCGCGUCUCCAGUGGGCGAGAAGGCAGAGCCCGUGGCCGCGAAGGCCAGCCCCGAGCCCGAGAGGGACUCUGCUGAGAGAGCGAAGCCGUCCCCGCAUCCCGCCAAGGACAAACUGAAGGGCAAAGAUGAGACGGAUUCCCCGACGGUGCACUUGGGCCUGGACUCGGAUUCAGAGAGUGAACUUGUCAUAGACUUGGGAGACGACCAUCCUGGGCGGGAGGGCCGGAAAAAUAAGAAGGAACCCAAAGAGCCACCUCCCAAGCAGGACGUCGUUGGUAAAGCGCCGCCGUCCACGACUUCGGGCAGCCAGUCUCCCCCCGAGACGCCGGUGCCCACCCGCUCCUCCUCCCAAACCCCCGUGGCCGGCGUCCCGGCCACCACCAGCACGACAUCCACCGUCACGGUCACCGCGCCGGCCCCCGCCGUCACAGGAAGCCCGGUGAAAAAGCAGAGGCCGCUCUUACCGAAGGAGACUGCCCCGGCCGUGCAGCGGGUCGUGUGGAACUCAUCAAGUAAGUUUCAAACGUCCUCCCAAAAGUGGCACAUGCAGAAGAUGCAGCGUCAGCAGCAGCAGCAGCAGCAGCAGCAGCAGCAGCCUCAGUCUUCCCAGGGGACGAGAUAUCAGACCAGACAGGCUGUGAAAGAGCCAGUGCGGAACAGGGUCCUCUGCCCGGGCCCCCCGCGGCAGCCCACCCGGCGCCCGCCACUCACCUUGCUCGUGUACUUGGCGAUGUCGGCGGCGACGUCGGCCGAGGCGGUGGCGAUGGGCAGGUCGGCGCUGACGGACGACGCGAGGGUGCUUGUGCAGCCCGAGCUGCUGAUCAGGGGGGAUGGCUGCGUGCUGGUCACCAGGGUGAUGGUGGACGUGGACGGGCUCUGCAUGAUGGAUGCCAUAAAAGGGACGAUGACAGAAAUAUACAACGAUCUUUCCAAGAACACUACUGGAAGCACGAUCGCUGAGAUCCGCAGGCUGAGGAUCGAGAUCGAGAAGCUGCAGUGGCUGCACCAGCAGGAGCUCUCCGAGAUGAAGCACAACCUGGAGCUGACCAUGGCUGAGAUGCGGCAGAGCCUGGAGCAGGAGCGCGACCGGCUCCUUGCCGAGGUGAAGAAGCAGCUGGAGCUGGAGAAGCAGCAGGCGGUGGACGAGACCAAGAAGAAGCAGUGGUGCGCCCACUGCAGGAAGGAGGCCAUCUUCUACUGCUGCUGGAACACCAGCUACUGCGACUACCCCUGCCAGCAGGCCCACUGGCCCGAGCACAUGAAGUCCUGCACCCAGUCAGCCACCGCCCCUCAGCAGGAAGCGGACGCCGAGGUGAACACAGAGACUGGGAACAAGCCCUCCCAGGGGGGCUCCUCCAGCGCCCAGCCAGCCGCCUCGGACACGACCAGCGCCUCCAAAGAGAAGGAGCCGUCAGCUGAGAAGAGCAAGGAUAGCGGCUCGACCCUCGACCUUUCUGGCUCCAGAGAGACGCCCUCCUCCAUUCUCUUAGGCUCCAACCAAGGCUCUGUUAGCAAAAGGUGUGACAAGCAGCCUGCCUCUACCCCAACCACCACAGACCACCAGCCGCACCCCAACUACCCUGCCCAGAAGUACCAUUCCCGGAGCAGCAAGUCCAGUUGCUGGGGCGGCGGCGAAGAGAAGCGAGGGUCGGCCCGCUCCGAGCUCGGCGCCGGCUCCAGCGCCAAGAGCCUCAUCCCGAAAGAGUCUCGGCUCGACGCCUUCUGGGACUAGGGGCAAGCUGUGACCAGACCGCCCGUCCCACGGGGGAGGACCGCGGACGCCAGGGAAAUGGGAAACGGCGGAGACGGAGAAGGACCCCUUCGGGCUCGGGAGGGCCGCGGGCGCCGCGGGCAGCCCCCACG